Benincasa hispida (wax gourd) is the source of this 2025-nucleotide messenger RNA. RefSeq names its product pectin methylesterase 1 (gene PME1). Gene Ontology annotation, biological process: cell wall modification. The record is from RefSeq and is a predicted model, not a curated record. Lineage: Eukaryota; Viridiplantae; Streptophyta; Magnoliopsida; Cucurbitales; Cucurbitaceae. Gene Ontology annotation, molecular function: enzyme inhibitor activity; pectinesterase activity.
UCUAUUGUGUUCCUUUUUAUUUAUAAAGGCAAUUCCCUGAGGGAAAACUCCAUUUCUCCAUCGCCACGCAUUUCCUCUUCACUUUCCAAACCCUAAACUCUCUCUGUCUCUUUUCUCUUCAUUCCUCAUUUUGCAGAACGAACGGAGCCCCAGCUCUGGAAUCCAUGGAUACCGUCAAGUCCUUCAAGGGCUACGGCAAGGUCGACGAGCUCGAACAGCAAGCUUUCCGCCAAAAGACUCGCCGCCGGUUAAUUAUACUCCUUGUUUCCAUUGUUCUUCUAAUUGCUCUCGUCAUCGCCGCCGUCGUCGGAAUCGUCAUUCAUAAACGAAACUCUUCUUCUUCAUCGGCCACGAGCUCACCUCCUCCCACCGAGCUCACUCCCCUCGCCUCACUCAAAACUCUCUGUAGUGUCACUCAGUAUCCUAGUUCGUGUCAGUCUUCUCUCGAAAACUCCAACACCACCGAUCCCGUAUUUCUCUUCAAACUUUCUCUCCGUGUCGCCACCGAUUCGCUCUCGAAACUAUCCGAUUAUACCUCUAAUCUCAAUUCCAAUACUGAAGAUCCGAAGCUUAAAGCCGCAAUUGAAAUCUGCCGGAGUGUUUUUGAAGAUGCCAUUGACACGCUCAACGACACCGUUUCAUCCAUGGAAGUGGAUCGCCAUAAUGAGAAGUUCUUGUCCCCGUCUAGGAUUGACGAUCUGAAAACCUGGUUGAGUACUACAAUCACAGAUCAAGAAACCUGCCUCGACGCUCUUCGAGAUCUAAACCAGACGACGGUUCUCCAAAACUUGCAAACGGCAAUGGCGAAUUCGACCGAGUUUACUAGCAAUAGUUUAGCGAUUGUAACGAAAAUCCUUCGGCUGUUGGCCGAUUUCGACAUCCCUAUCCAUCGGAAACUGAUGGGAUUCCCGGAUUGGGUAAGCUCCGGCGACCGAAGGCUUCUGCAGGAGAACAAUGUGACGGCGCAUGUGACGGUGUCGAAGGAUGGGAAAGGGAACUACACGACGAUCAAAGAUGCCGUAGCGGCGGUGCCAAAGAAGAGCAAACAAAGAUUCAUCAUAUAUGUGAAAGAAGGACUAUACGAAGAGAAUGUGAUUCUGGACAAGAGCAAGUGGAAUGUUAUGAUGUACGGAGAUGGCAGAACUAAAACCAUUGUUUCCGGCCGCCUGAACUUCAUCGAUGGCACUCCUACCUUCUCCACCGCCACUUUCGCUGUUGCUGGCAAAGGGUUCAUUGGGAAGGACAUGGGGUUCAUCAACACGGCCGGUCCAGCCAAGCACCAGGCUGUUGCCUUCCGGUCAGGCUCCGACCUUUCUGUGAUAUCUGGAUGUUCAUUUGAUGGCUAUCAAGACACUCUCUACGCCCAUUCAAACCGUCAAUUCUACCGAGACUGCGACAUCACUGGCACCAUCGACUUCAUCUUCGGCAACGCCGCCGUGGUGUUCCAGAACUGCAACAUCCGGCCAAGGCAGCCACUUCCCAACCAAUUCAACACCAUCACAGCCCAAGGCAAAAAGGACAUCAACCAAAACUCCGGCAUUUCGAUUCAGAAAUGCACUUUUUCGGCCUACAACGACAAUCUCGCCGCACCCACUUACUUGGGGCGGCCAUGGAAGGAGUUUUCCACCACCGUGAUUAUGCAGUCAGAGAUCGGAGGAUUCCUGCAGCCCGUAGGGUGGAAGGAAUGGGUCAGCGGGCAGGACCCACCCAGCAGCAUAUUUUAUGGGGAGUAUCAGAAUAGUGGACCAGGAUCUAACGUGGACAAGAGGGUCAAAUGGGCCGGUUACAGGCCCAGUCUUACAGACGCCGAGGCCGGAAAGUUCACUGUCGGGACCUUCCUAAACGGCGAGGAUUGGUUGCCGGCCACCAGUGUAAAGUUUGAUACAUCAUUGUGAUAAACACAGAGAAGAAAAACCACACGCUGAAGAUUUGAAUUUUUUUUUUUUUUCUGUUUUUUGGUUGAAUUUUUCUUGCCCCCAUCUUCUUUUGUUACAGCAAAUGUGAAGGAAGAUUAUAUAUAUUUAA